Callithrix jacchus (white-tufted-ear marmoset) is the source of this 4207-nucleotide messenger RNA. RefSeq names its product divergent protein kinase domain 2A (gene DIPK2A). NCBI's taxonomy places the organism in Eukaryota, Metazoa, Chordata, Mammalia, Primates, Cebidae. The record is from RefSeq and is a predicted model, not a curated record. Gene Ontology annotation, cellular component: COPI vesicle coat. Gene Ontology annotation, biological process: cardiac muscle cell proliferation; regulation of phosphatidylinositol 3-kinase/protein kinase B signal transduction.
GCAGCUCUCGUUUCCACAGUGCGCGUGCGCGCAGGCACGGGCGCGCGGCCGUCGGGUCCCUGCGUUCCCUCCCCCUCCCUCUCGUCUAUAACUUGGCUGGCGAGGAGGAGGCGCCGCCGGAGUCGGAGGGCGGGGAGCUCGGAGGAGGGAGCAGGAGAGUUGUGGAGACUAGUGACUGGGAGAAGUCGAAGCCUGCUCUGGCCGGCGCCUUAUCGCUCUCCGUCUCCCUCUCUCACACACCUACUCCGCCCUGCGCCCCAGACCGCUCUCUUGCUCCUUCUCUCGCCUGGGGCUCCUGUCCGUCGCUCUCCGGAUCUUGGCGCGGCGGGGGCGCCCCGGGGGUGCCCUCGCCCUCCCGUUGCGGGCGGGCGGGCGGUAUGUGGCGCCUGGUGCCCCCGAAGCUGGGCCGCCUGUCCCGCUCGCUGAAGCUGGCGGCGCUGGGCAGCCUGUUGGUGCUGAUGGUGCUGCACUCGCCGUCGCUCCUCGCCUCUUGGCAGCGUAACGAGCUGGCCGACCGGCGCUUCCUGCAGCUCAAUAAGUGCCCGGCGUGCUUCGGCACGAGUUGGUGCCGCCGCUUCCUCAACGGGCAGGUGGUGUUCGAGGCGUGGGGCCGCUUGCGCCUGCUGGACUUCCUCAACGUGAAGAACGUGUACUUCGCGCAGUACGGGGAGCCCCGCGAGGGCGGCCGCCGCCGAGUGGUGCUCAAGCGCCUCGGCUCGCAGCGCGAGCUGGCGCAGCUCGACCAGAGCAUCUGCAAGCGUGCCACCGGCCGGCCGCGCUGCGACCUGCUGCAGGCCAUGCCCCGGACCGAGUUCGCGCGCCUCAACGGCGACGUGCGUCUGCUCACGCCCGAGGCGGUGGAGGGCUGGUCGGACCUGGUGCACUGCCCUUCGCAGCGCCUUCUCGACCGCUUGGUGCGCCGCUACGCGGAGACCAAGGACUCUGGCAGCUUCCUGCUCCGCAACCUCAAGGACUCGGAGCGCAUGCAGCUGCUGCUGACCCUGGCCUUCAACCCCGAGCCGCUGGUGCUACAGAGUUUUCCGUCUGAUGAAGGUUGGCCAUUUGCAAAGUAUCUUGGAGCUUGUGGAAGAAUGGUGGCUGUAAAUUAUGUUGGAGAAGAACUUUGGAGUUACUUUAAUGCGCCAUGGGAGAAACGAGUUGACCUCGCUUGGCAAUUAAUGGAAAUAGCAGAACAGCUUACAAACAAUGACUUUGAAUUUGCACUCUACCUCCUGGACGUCAGCUUUGACAAUUUUGCAGUUGGUCCUAGAGAUGGGAAGGUAAUCAUUGUGGAUGCUGAAAAUGUUUUGGUUGCUGACAAAAGAUUAAUUAGACAAAAUAAACCUGAAAAUUGGGAUGUGUGGUAUGAAAGCAAAUUUGAUGACUGUGAUAAGGAGGCUUGCUUAUCAUUUUCAAAAGAAAUUCUUUGUGCUCGUGCCACUGUGGACCACAAUUACUAUGCUGUUUGUCAGAACCUCUUAUCCAGACAUGCCACCUGGCGUGGCACUUCUGGAGGACUCCUUCAUGAUCCACCAAGUGAAAUUGCCAAAGAUGGCCGCCUCGAGGCCUUGCUGGAUGAGUGUGCCAACCCAAAGAAGCGCUAUGGCAGAUUCCAGGCUGCAAAAGAACUGCGUGAAUAUCUGGCACAAUUAAGUAACAAUGUGAGGUAGUUUAUGGUGAACAUUUCUUUUUUUCUCCAUUUAAACAGCACUGGCUAAAACUAAACCACCAAAAACUAUCUGAAAAAAUGAAAUUUGGAAGUAUUACAUUCAGAGAAUGAUAAACUUGCACUGAUAGAUAUUAAUGUUAACAUCCAUCAAAAUAUGACAUUACUUCAAAAAUCACAUGAUGCUUCUGCAAAAAAGUGUGUUCUUAUACUUUGGAGGCUUGAGCUGUCAGCAGCUGCUCGCCCCUACCCCGGAAUGCUUGAGUGGAUUAAUGAAUAUUGUUAAGCUAUUGGAAAUGAGUCUGAUAGUUCAUUGGCUUGUGUAUCAAAGGAUACUUGGUACUUAGUUUGCAUUUACUAUCAUGAUUUUGUGAAUCUCUUGCAUUUACUUUGAAUGUCAAGUUAGAUUGGCCCGUUUUAUAGGCCACUUUUUCCUUCUGAUGUGUAGGGUUUUUUUCCCCAUUUUUGUUAUUUUUUUAAGUUAAAUUUUGAACAUUCAGGUUACUGUAGGUGUUCAUUUAAAUUUUGGCUAGUUCUCAUUCAGUGCUAUUUGGUACGUUACUUACAGUUAGGGCAGGAUUCCCAGGUUUACUUUGUGUUUUUUUUUUAAAGAAACCUAAAUAUUAUGUAAAUACUUCUUUUCACCACCUUCUGUAGUUUCACCAUUGCAUGAUAUCAUUUCAGGUUAUUUAAAAGUUAUAUCCCUCAAUGUCAGCAAUUACAAGUGUAUACUAAACAUGAAGUUUGGCAUAUGUUGCAAAAUGUCAUUUUAUCCUUUACUAAAGACUUUAAGAAGAAUAUACUAGCAAUCUAUACCUUGAUGUUCAUUUUGAUUCAGAAAAAAAUACAAUCCAGUAUCUAAAAAGUGUUUACUAGUCCAAGAUAGUAAUGCAUAUGCCAAAGAAAUAUUACACCUAGUCUCAUGUUUAGAAUUUAAAAUAGAGUUGAUCACAUACUUAUUCUUACCACCCUACUUCCAGUAUUUUAGCUCUGUCAUUAUUAAAUUCAGAUCUUCCUGGUUAUUCUUUCUGUUGAAAGUUAAACUACCGCUUUCAAGUAAUUUAAAGUUAUCCUACCUUUUAUUCAUGGGUAGUUUUGCAAAAUUUACAUGGUAGCCAUUGUUUGAAUUUAAUCAGGCAUCAUACCUUUUAUUUAUUGAUGAACUAAUCAUUAUUACUGUAAAGCAGACAAGUUAGCCAGUCAGCCCACUUUGGUCUUCUUUACCUAAUGGUUAAACAUCCAAACAUCAAUUUUAAGUAUGUGGAUGGAAAUGUGUGGGCUCUUUAAAAAAUGUUAUAGUAUAUAAGUUGACUAUCACUAACAGGUAAUAUUUUUCUGUUUGAAGUUGUUACUUUUGUUUACAGCAAAGUUUUGAUGUAGUGUAUGGUAGUGAGUUCUGGACUGAUCUUAUUCUAAAUCAGAAAGUGAUUAAAGUAUGCACAACCAAAGCCAGGUUUUUUUUUUCCGUUUAUUCUGUAACUAUUUAUUAAGCAUCAACUCUGUGCCAGGCACGUUACUAGCUGCUACAUACUGUCUGAACAUGACAUACGGUUAAGUAACUUUACAAUUAUUAGCAAAUACUUCAGUGUAGAUAUUUCUUAAGUUGAAAUAGCAUUGACAAGGAUAAUGCUUUCAUGUUAUUUUGUCUUGUGAUGGAAAUUCAACUUGUACCAUCUAAAACUAAGUUGCUAUAAAAAUAGGAUGGGAUGAAGUCAAUGAAGUUAAUCCUAAUUUAAAAACUGAAAGGAACAGGUAAGAACUUUCCAUCAUAAAACAGUUGCAUUAUGUUAAUAUUACACAUUAGUGCAUUGCAUAUAUCAACUGGCCCUCAAUGAAGCAUAUAAGUGCUGGGAAAUUUACUAAACUGACCCUUUUUGCAACUUUGGGAUAUUUUUGAGGGGAGUAGUUAAAAUUGUCAAACACUCACCUCUUACUCAUAACUUCAAAUAAAGUACACUUUUUCAAAAGGGAGCACCUUUUAUAUUGAUGAGUUUUCAUUAUAAACCUUACAAUACCAGUCACAAAGAGGUCGUCUGUCUACAGUUCAGUGAACAUUUGCUUUUCUUUUUGGAAGUGUGAUUGCGAUUGCAGAACAGCAAGUGAGGAAACACUGCCAGCAGUGAUAGCUACUUGAGGUAGUUUUUUAUAACUACCAUUCCCCUCCAUGAAAUUAUGUGAAAUUUAUUUUAUCUUUGGGAAAAGUUGAGAAGAUAGUAAAAGAAUUAGGAAUUUUAAAUUACAGGGAAAAAUAUUAAAGUGAAAAAGCAAUAAGUAUUUUGUUCACUUUGCUAUCAAGAUGUUCACUAUCAGAUAUUUAUUAUAUGGCAGCAAUUUAUAUUUUUAAUCAUUGCCCAUUAAUAGACACAGUAAAAUAUUUUUGAAUCAGACAUUUGGGGUUUGUAUGUGCAUUAAAAUUGUCUUUUGUACUGUAAGUUACUGUUAAUUUGAAUAUUUUAUCAAACUGUCUCCCUGUGCCUUUAUAAUAUAAAGUUGUUUCUACAACUUUUAAUGAUCUUAAUAAAGAAUACUUUAAGAAUCACA